Molecule: messenger RNA, 1035 nt
Organism: Diabrotica balteata
Lineage: Eukaryota; Metazoa; Arthropoda; Insecta; Coleoptera; Chrysomelidae
Source: the annotation of a GenBank genome assembly
UAUCCAUAGAGUUGACUAAUAUUUAUUAAAUAACAGGUACGAAAAGUAUCUGCAGCAUUGCAGUUCAUAUUAUAUCAAAAUGAAUUCAAAUGUUGUGUUAGUAGUUCUGGUUACGUUUUUCUUUACACUGUCACUUUCUGACCCAUCCAGUGAUGAUGUGAUUUUCAAUUUUUACAAAGAACCCGAGAAACCCACAAAAAUUAUUAUUAGUAAGAUCGAUGACUUAAAGGAUGCUGGAUUUGAUGCAACUCAUGAUACUGUUCUUUUGAUUUAUAGUUAUGAAGAUCCAUCAGAUUUAGAAACUAAAUGGAAAUUGUCGAGUUCAAUUUUUGGAGUCGUUACUGAUCUGAAUAUUUUUGUUGUCGAUUGGAGUGCAACAACUGAAAAAGAUUACUUUAAAGCCCAAAACAGUGUGAUAACAGUUGGUGGAUAUAUUGCAGAAUUUCUUACUGCACUUGUAGCCAAAUACACAUUAAAAUUAGAUACAGUUACCAUCAUCGGCUGGGAUCUUGGAGCACAUAUUGCUGGAAUAGCUGGAAAGAAAAUGGAUACGAAGUUUUCUACGAUUAUAGGUCUUGAUCCCGCUGGUCCAUUAUUUGUAAAAUCGGACCCUUCUAAUCGACUUAUUGCAACAGAUGCUAAUUUUGUACAAGUGAUCCACACAAAUGCUCUUAUUUAUGGAUAUUUUUAUCCAUGUGGAACAGCAGAUUAUUAUCCAAAUGGUGGAGAAAACCAAACCAGUUGUGGCAACGAUAUAACUGGAGUAUGCUCACACCAGAGAUCUUUGGCUUUUUACGUUGAAUCUUUAACUAGUGAUAAGUUUGUGAGUUACAAAUGUGACGACUAUGACAGUUACCAAAAUGGAACGUGCAAACUUGAAGAUAAGUCCAUAAUGGGCCAGUUUACUAAUAAGAUAGAUACAAAGGCAAGCGGUACCUAUUAUUUGGAUACCAAUGAUGCACCUCCUUAUGCCAAAGGUUUAAAAUCUGAAAGUAUUUUUAUAUAAAUUAUUUAUAGGUAGAUGAUCAGAAAUUA